Molecule: messenger RNA, 900 nt
Organism: Rhinolophus ferrumequinum (greater horseshoe bat)
Lineage: Eukaryota; Metazoa; Chordata; Mammalia; Chiroptera; Rhinolophidae
Product: olfactory receptor 139-like
Biological process (GO): G protein-coupled receptor signaling pathway
Cellular component (GO): membrane
Molecular function (GO): olfactory receptor activity
Source: RefSeq, a predicted model, not a curated record
AUGGCUCCACUUAUUGCCUUCGUGAGAGUUCUGAGAGAAUUAAAUGAGAGCCUGUCUCUGCUGGACUUUGGGUGCAUUAACAUCACUGUUCCUCCGAUGCUGGCGUGUCUCCUGGCCCACCAAUGCAGAGUCCCCUAUGCUACCUUCAUUUCACAGCUGUUCUUCUUUUUCCACCUCCUGGCUGAUGUGGACUGUCACCUCUUGACAGCCAUGUCCUAUGACCGCUACCUGGCCAUCUGCCAGCCACUCCCCUACAGCCCCCGCAUGAGCCGUGAAGUCCAGGGUGCCCUGGUGGGCAUUUGCUACACCAUCUCCUUCAUCAAUGCCCUGACUCAUACCGUGGCUGUGUCCAUGCUCGAAUUCUGCGGCCCUAACGUGCUCAACCACUUCUACUGCGGCCUCCCACCCCUUUUCCAGCUCUCUUGCUCCAGCAUUCACCUCAACAGACAAUUGCUUUUUGGUGGCGCCCCCUUCAGGGGGGUGAUCCCCAUGAUUCUCAUCUCGCUGUCCUAUGCCCACAUUGCAGCUGCAGUUCUACGAAUCCGCUCCGCUGGUGGGAGGAGAAAAGUCUCCACAUGUGGCUCCCACCUCACCGUGGUCUGUAUCUUUUAUGGAACUGGCUUCUUCCGCUGCCUGCGCCUCGGCUCAGUCUCGGCCUCAGACAAGGACAAGGGGAUUGGCAUUCUCCACACUGUCCUCAGCCCCAUGCUGAACCCACUCAUCUACAGCCUCCGGAACCCCGAUGUGCAGGGCGCCCUGAAGAGAGUGCUGACGGGAAAGAGGCCCCGCCCCAGUGAGAAGGCGGAGGCACCAAGACACCCCUCCCUCCUUGAGGCCCACCCCCGACUCUUUUAUGCUGGAGGCCUGGAUGUGGGCGGGGAAACUUCAGGGCUGGGUUGA